Oppia nitens is the source of this 850-nucleotide messenger RNA. RefSeq names its product kelch-like protein 20. The transcript is spliced from 8 exons. Bases 70 to 825 code for a protein of 251 amino acids. Lineage: Eukaryota; Metazoa; Arthropoda; Arachnida; Sarcoptiformes; Oppiidae. The record is from RefSeq and is a predicted model, not a curated record. Gene Ontology annotation, molecular function: protein binding.
GAAAGCCAAUAUACAGCCCAAUGUUGGAAAUAUAAUACCCAGACUAGAGUCUGGCAAUCAAUUGAAUCCAUGUCCACGGGUCGGGUAUGGUUUGCAAUGGUAUCGUUGGAUUCAAAACUGUAUGCUAUUGGAGGACUAACUGAUAAAUCUUAUGAUACCAAUACUGUUGAAUCAUAUGAUCCGCAAACAAAUCAAUGGAAACCAAUGAAACCGUUGAGCACUACCAGAGAAGGUAUGGGUGCGGCUGUUUUGAACGAUACUAUCUAUGUUUGUGGCGGUUAUGAUGUUAAUACAGCUAAACGUCAUAAUGAUUGUGAAUAUAUGACACCAAAUAGUAGUGAUGAUAGUAAUGAUAGUCAAUGGCAUUUUACAACACCCAUGUCAAUGGUCAGGGAGUACUAUCAACUGGUAGCACAUGGAGGCUAUUUGUAUGCCAUCGGUGGCUAUAUAGGUAACUUAACCGAUACACAAACAGUUGAACGGUAUAACCCGUUGACUAGACAAUGGCAACCCAGGGCCAAUUUAAAUCAUAAAAUUAGAGCAUUUGCUGCCAUAUCCUAUAUGGAUAAAAUCUAUGUGUGCGGUAAAACAUGCGAAACAUACGAUCCCAUUGAAAACAAAUGGACACCAAUUGCAUCAUUGAAUGAGAGACGCUUAGAUUUACAAUUAGUUAAUUACCAUGAUCAAUUAUAUGCAAUUGGUGGCCAGGGUAUAGCUACCGAUUUGUUUGAAGUAUACAAUCAUACUAGCAAUCAAUGGCUCUAUAGUACCCAAUCGGUGCCCUAUAAUGUCUAUGGUUUUGGGGCAAUAGUAUUAGAUAAAUAAUAAGUCCAAACACUACAACAACAUA